GGCGGAGCCGGCGUCGCCUUGGGGGCGGGAGGGCGACAGCGGCCCGGCGGGGCAGGCCGGCGGACAGGCGGACAGGCGAGAGAACCGGCAGGGUGGGAGGACCGGCAGAACAAGGCGACCCAGGGCGCUGGGGAUGUGACCCGGCAGCCAGACGAGGACCCCGUGACAGGGCAUCCACAGGUCCUGCCCCUGGACACUUGGCCCUCGACCCAGCCUGGCCAUGGCGCUGUGCCUGAAGCAGGUGUUCGCCAAGGACAAGACAUUCCGGCCGCGGAAGCGCUUUGAGCCCGGCACACAGCGCUUUGAGCUGUAUAAGAAAGCUCAGGCAUCGCUCAAGUCAGGCCUGGACCUGCGCAGUGUGGUGAGGCUGCCCCCGGGGGAGAACAUUGACGACUGGAUCGCCGUGCACGUGGUGGACUUCUUCAACCGCAUCAACCUCAUCUAUGGCACCAUGGCGGAGCGCUGCAGCGAGACCAGCUGCCCAGUCAUGGCCGGCGGGCCCCGCUACGAGUACCGCUGGCAGGACGAGCGCCAGUAUCGGCGGCCGGCCAAGCUCUCGGCGCCGCGCUACAUGGCCUUGCUCAUGGACUGGAUCGAGGGCCUCAUUAACGACGAGGAUGUCUUUCCCACGCGCAUUGGAGUUCCCUUCCCCAGGAACUUCCAGCAGGUCUGCACCAAGAUCCUCACCCGCCUCUUCCGCGUCUUUGUCCACGUCUACAUCCACCACUUCGACAGCAUCCUCAGCAUGGGGGCCGAGGCGCACGUCAACACCUGCUACAAGCACUUCUACUACUUCAUCCGCGAGUUCAGCCUGGUGGACCAGAGGGAGCUGGAGCCACUGAGGGAGAUGACAGAGCGGAUCUGUCACUGAGCCCAGGCCUGAAUGUUGUUGCUCGUCAGAUGGAUCAUCUGAACACAGAGUGGCUAGGGGAAGGGACCCUCAGGAGUCUGGUGACAGAGAAAUCUGCAGGCCCUGGGACCCCUCCACACACCCAAAGCCCCUGGACUUCUGGUCCUCAGAAGUCCGCCCACAUGUCCCCCUGACUGCUUGUGAAUGGUGAAGGGGAUAGCUUAAAAGUGGGCAAGCAGAAGGGAAGGAGGAGCUAACCCUCUGGCAUGAAGUCUAGGGGCAGGGUGGGCUAGAGGGUCUCUGCUCUGACGCUUGACCCUUCCAUGGUAGUUCCCAAGCAUAUUUGGGAAAUGUGGAUGUGGCUGAGUUGAUGGCAAGAAAGGUACAAGAGAGUGAUCAGCCUGUGUGUAAGCACAGAUGACUGUGUGUCUGUGUGUGUUUGUGUGUGUAUGAAAGUGAUGUUGACUACGGGGUGUGUUUGUGAGAGCUAGCUGCCUUAGACCUCCCUGGCACAUAGUAGGCCCUCCAUAAAUGUUAUGUAAAUGGAUGGAAGGAAAGAAGGAAGAGAGUGAGUAGGGUUUAGGACCAUCAGACCAUGACCACUGUAGGAUGAUGACAGGUCAGUGUUCCCACUCAGUGUGUCUGACCAUGUGUGUAAGUGCACAAAAUGUCGCUGUAGACGUAGCUCUAUGUUUGAACCUUCCAGGCUACCGUCUUCCACAAGCAUAAGUUCUGAGGAGCUGGGGGCAAGCAGGAAGGGGAGCCUUGCCUUGGGUACCUAAACCCCUGGCCCACCACAGAUACAGGUUCUGAUUUGCACACAGGUUCUGAUUCGCUCAGCCAGAAAUGCCCAUCAGCUGUCAUUUCACUCAUCCCUCUGCCUCUAGGAAGGCCUGAUUGGAGGCAGCUUCCUGGAGGAGGGGGGUGAUCCCUCAUGUUUACGAAGGUCUCCUGGUCCUUAAAUUGGGAAUCACACGCUCCAGUCUAGCUCCUAGAAUCUAUCGACUUGGCUCUCAGGAUCUGAAGCCCAGUACAAGAUAGCUCCAACCCGAGGAGCUAGUGGAACUUGAAUUGGGAGACUCUGGAGACUUGUCUCCCAUCCUGGGACAUUGAGGACCAUGUAGCUAGUGAGUAGACUCUGCCGGGCUUGGAGAACCUCCAGCCUGCAAGUACCUGCCUCCUUCCCAACCAUUCUUGAGACAUUCCAGCUGGUUGGAUCUCAGAGCGUAGCUGCCCACAGAGAAAUUGGGAUGUUCAUUCAGCACUCCAUUACUCAGCACCCCAUGCCCAGCCCUGAGCCCAGACCCAGGGGUGGGGAAACUGAGGCAGGGACAGCCAGAGCCUCCACGCUGGGAGGCCAGGAUGGAGAGCCAGAAAGGACCUGAGCAUCAUCCAGUCUCACAGAAUCAUCCACGUACAAAGGAGGAAACUGAGGCCAGGAGGAGGGCAGGGAGAAACUGUCCAAGGCCUCACAGCAAGGCUUUUGUGGAGCUGGAGUUACUCCCACCCAGGGCCUGUGGAUGGCUGCAAAGGGAGAUGAGAUGCACAUGGAAAGAGGGUUUGACAGGCCCUCUCCAGGACACAGCUGUUCCUGCUUUGAGCAAGGAUGUCUAGCCUGAUGCCAGAGCGCCCUACCACCCCUCAGGUCUGCUGAGGUUGUCUGCUGAGCCAAGCCUCCAAAAUCAUGCCCCUCUCCAUGGCCCAGCAGCUGCCUGAUCUCUAGGGAAGCAGAUGGGGCUCCCGGGGCCAGCCAGCUGCACCUGGGACUGCUGCCUCCGGAGAAGUUCCCAAGGGAAACACACUGACCCAGCAGCUUUGCCAGAGACUCUGGAAUGAGGGGGUGGGUCAGACAUUCCCCCAGGGAGGACUGGAUUGGGAGAUGGAUUCUAGGCUGUGGCCAAUGGCUGAUUGCAGAGAGGGGUGGGGGGAGGGGGUAAAUCUAUUUUUGCGAAACAGAGGGAAGACUUUAUUGUUGUUAUUUUUGGUAAAAUAAAGGAGGCAAACUAAAGUGGCACUGGUGGGAAGCUGUGGUCUGAGUGCCACAUGGUUCCUGGGCAGGCUGUGGAAGAAACUGGGCCAAAUGGAGCAGGGAGGGCUUUUUGUCCUGAGAUCCUGGGCCAUGUGGAGGGUUGAUCGGUGUGGUCAUGUCUGGCCGAGCUCUCCAGGGUAGAGACACCCAGGUUUUCCCAGGGCUCUGGGAAUUCUGGACCCAGAAUUCCUGGGCUGGGCUAGGACUCCCAGAGUAGGGGGUGCUGGCCCUUGCCUUCAGGGAACUCAGUCUCUUGGGAGAGUCUCCUUGUUUCAGCUCAGGUCACCUGGCACUGGCUAUUCCUACCCCACCCCCUUAAUCUGGGUGGUUUAGUGGAGCUAAUGGGUUAAGGGAGAGAGCAGAAACAGUCUUAAUCCUGAUCACAGCAGAGGAAGCCCUUCUCAAGAGAAGGCUGUUUGUUGGGUGUUGGCUAGAGCUCAAAGUGGGGGUGGCAGGACAUGCAGCGGACUCCUGAGCUUAUUCCCAGAAGAUACCUGAGUCUCCUAGCUCAGGUCUUGCUGUCAUUCCACUGCCCCUUGGCGUCAAGUACCCAGACAAGAGCUGAAAAACAGCUUGGUUCUUAAGAGUCACCAAAGGCCCACCUAGAGCUCUCUCCUCUACCUAAGAAGGAGACAGCCUGGCUUUGUGCCCUCCUGGGAGGCAGAGGCCUGAGUUUCAGUCCCAGCCCAGCUCCCCAGGUGCUAGGGCAGGCCCCUUUCCCCUCUAGACCUCAAUUUCCCCAUCUAGUUCAUGACCAGGUGUGGGAGUGAGGAACUGAUUGAUCUCUGAACUUCUUCAUUACUCACGGUCUGUGGAUCAUUCACAAUGGUAACAAUAAUUGCUAAUACUCACUGUGUGUCAGGUACACACAUAUAAUAGUGCUAAAUGCUUGACAUAUAAUAACUUAUUGAAUCAA
Messenger RNA from Equus caballus (horse), 3795 nucleotides. RefSeq names its product MOB kinase activator 3C (gene MOB3C). Gene Ontology annotation, cellular component: cytoplasm. NCBI's taxonomy places the organism in Eukaryota, Metazoa, Chordata, Mammalia, Perissodactyla, Equidae. The record is from RefSeq and is a predicted model, not a curated record.